CCCCACCUUCAUGCUACGAGAGUCUUCAGGCGGCGCGCGCUCAGUACACGCCGAACCCUCGAUCGUAACGGACGAGCUUAACUCCGAGCGAGGGCAACAUCCGUACCGGAACGGAAAGUGAAAAACGGUGCAAAACGUUCACAGCUCAGUGAAGACGGGCGACGUGCACUUCCGUGAUUGCGAAUACUGUUGUGCAACAGGAGUUCUUUUGAAGAAAAUACAAACCAAACACACAUACAGCACAUCAACAUGAGUGAAAAGGGAGCUGCAAGUUACCAGACACAACCGCUGAACCAGCCACCAUACCCGGCACAGCAGCCACCCGGCUACAUGCCCCAGAUACCACAGGCCACCGCAUAUCCACACCCCCAGACCGGCGUCCCCAACUAUGCUCAUCCGGCUCCUCCACCACCGUACGAUGCAAACUCCAAUGUUAUGCCUGGCGUUCCACAGCCAGCCGUUACGACCUACGUGCAAGUCGUCACCAGGCCCCAGGUUGGACCGGAUCCAUCGGCGAUGAUGUGCCCAUCCUGCUCGAAGCAAGUCGUUACCCGUCUGGAUUAUGAUUCCACCACCAAGACCCACAUUGCUGCCGGUUUGCUGUGUCUCUUCGGAUGUUGGCCAUGCUUCUGGAUUCCAUAUGUGGUCGAUUCAUGCAAGAGCGCCAACCAUUAUUGCCCCAACUGUGGUGCAUACAUCGGUACCUACCACGGUUAAGCAGCGCCCGCCACGAGACACCAUUGGGUUUGGUACGGUUGCAUCCGGUGACCACGCCAUUCCUGGUUGAUUGUGAUGUAAUCCUAACCGCCCUGUUUGCCCACAGCAGUCACCGACGUCGACCGUCGUUGCGGCAAAGUGCGAUCAAGUACCGUUUUAAGUUUCGGAAGAAAGUGCGAUAAAUCGUAUGGUGUAGUGAGUGUGUCUGUGUAGCUCUGUGUAUGCAAAAGAGAUGACGAAAUGAACGGAUUGAAUGGUGUGCAUGUGUGAUCGUACGUAUGUGUGUGUCAGUACGCUAUGGCAUUGACUGUUGUAAUUAUUCUUUAGUGAAAGACCAUAACUAUCGAUUUCGUCAAGCGUACAUAAUUACAUAAUAAAAAUAUUUACCACUCUCCCCGGAA
Anopheles aquasalis is the source of this 1118-nucleotide messenger RNA. Its product is annotated as lipopolysaccharide-induced tumor necrosis factor-alpha factor homolog. NCBI's taxonomy places the organism in Eukaryota, Metazoa, Arthropoda, Insecta, Diptera, Culicidae. The record is from RefSeq and is a predicted model, not a curated record. Gene Ontology annotation, molecular function: zinc ion binding.